AUGUCAUAUCGAUCUUGUUGUAUUGGUGGUUAUAUGUCUCCUGAGUAUGCAAUGGAAGGGACUUUCUCUAUCAAGUCUGAUAUCUUCAGCUUUGGAGUCUUGAUCUUGGAAAUCCUCAGUGGAAGAAGAAAUAGCAGCAUCUGUUCUUCAAAUAUUCACAUUAAUCAUCAAGAAGUUCACUUACUCACUGAAGCUAAAAGACAUCAACACUCAGUUGCUGAAAUUCUUUCAAAUGGAAGAAAAGAAAUACUCAAGUCAGGUUCUGAUAGCUCUAGUAACCUCCUUCCAUGCCCUGAAGCCUCUCAAAGUUCCUGCAUCAGGUUAUUCUUUUAG
This is a messenger RNA of Lactuca virosa, 333 nucleotides long. NCBI's taxonomy places the organism in Eukaryota, Viridiplantae, Streptophyta, Magnoliopsida, Asterales, Asteraceae. The record is from the annotation of a GenBank genome assembly.